Messenger RNA from Linderina pennispora, 930 nucleotides. RefSeq lists its product as uncharacterized. NCBI's taxonomy places the organism in Eukaryota, Fungi, Kickxellomycota, Kickxellomycetes, Kickxellales, Kickxellaceae. The transcript is spliced from 2 exons. Gene Ontology annotation, biological process: tRNA methylation; rRNA base methylation. The record is from RefSeq and is a predicted model, not a curated record. Gene Ontology annotation, molecular function: iron-sulfur cluster binding; RNA methyltransferase activity. Bases 1 to 930 code for a protein of 309 amino acids.
AUGACUGACAUUCCGAAAAGCCUGAAGCGCGAUCUGGAACCCAAAUACAAGAUCGACUAUGGAAGUGUGUUGCAGAAUCAGCACUCGGUGGAUGGCACACGCAAGAUGCUUAUUGGUGCUGUAUUUAUCCCAGAGGACCACCGCGGAACGCUCUGUGUCUCGUCGCAAAUUGGGUGCUCGUUGUCGUGCCGUUUCUGCCACACAGGGACACAAAAACUGUAUAGGAAUCUCACUGCUGCCGAGAUCGCGGGCCAGUACAUGAUCACAGCGAGUCUCUUGGGCGAUUUCCCUCUAUCUGUGAACCAGCAGCGCAAGGUGUCCAACAUCGUGUUCAUGGGGCAAGGCGAGCCGCUGUACAAUUUUCGCAAUGUCAGCAACGCAAUUCAGCUUCUGACCGACAAAGCUGGUAUCGGCCUGCCGUCCUGGCGCAUAACUGUUUCGACCUCGGGCGUCGCACCGCUGAUUCCGCGCAUAGCCCAGGACAUGCAGGUCGGGCUGGCCAUCUCUCUGCACUCAGCUGACAAUGACUUGCGCAGUGAGAUCAUGCCUAUCAACAAAACAUACCCUCUGCCAGUUCUGAUGGAGAGCUGCCGCGACUACGUUAAGCUGUCGAGCCAGCAGACCCGGCGGAUCACAUUUGAGUAUGUAAUGCUCAGCGGUGUCAAUGAUUCAGACACUGACGCGCAGCGCCUGGUGGACCUGAUCAGGAGGCUCCCGGCCCAUGUCAACCUAAUUCCGUUCAACCCCUGGCCCAGCAGCAUUUAUACGGCGUCACCACCGGCACGGGUGGCUCACUUCUGCAGUCUAAUCCGGCAGAGUGGGAUUCACGCAUCGGUGCGGACACCGCGCGGCGACGACAUUCUGGCAGCGUGCGGGCAAUUGAAAAGCUUACACGACACGAAGCGAUCGGCCGAGGCGAACCGGCUCUAA